CUGUGUCGGUGGAGGUACGGCGACCGCUUGUGCCGCUUAGCCCGUGGUCAGAACCAAAACUACUGCCGUCGCUUUCACACGCGUUCUCCAUUGACGUUUCACUUUUUGCAUUCACACGAUUUCUUCGUGUAAACAUUAUUUUUAAUGUAAAAUAUCGUUUUCAAUAUAUAUUUUAUUUUCACGAAUUUUAUUCGUCGUGUAUAGUUGAAAUUAUUACCGUGUAUCCAUUGAUAUAAACAUUAUCACAUUAUCAGUGACGUUGGAUGCUGCAGUGGCAUCGUCGAAUGCGGAGGAGAUAACGAUACUACUCGACCGUUCUUCAUUGUUAUAUUGCUUCUUCGAUACUUCAUAAAUCUUAAGGAAUAGAUGUUGCCAAAACUUUUUAUUGUAAGAAAUGCCUGGAUUGAAAGAUAUGUCGAUGCAUCACCAAGGAACAAAUAAAAGAGAAGUAAAUGAAAAACCAAUAAUGCCUUACCAUCGAAACAGCGUGAAUUCAAACGGAUACUCUACAGAUCAACAGAGUAUCAUUCAUGUUGAAGAAAGAAAUGAAGCGGGCGGUGGUGAUGAUAGCAUUGCUCCGACCUAUGUCAUCGAACAUUUGGCGACUUUUACUGUAUCUAAAAAUACGGGUAUAGUUUAUCCGGCUGAUGGUAUGCGACGAUUAUUGCAAUUGGAAAAGUCCAAUGGUAUUUGGUCGCAAAAGAUGCAACUUCGACUCGACCAACAAUGGGUGAUGAUAAUGGAUUUUGAAACGGGUGUGGUAAUGGAAAGAUUCCCCAUUUCAUUAGUAAAAGAACCAACUGCGUUCACAAGUAACGACCCCAUGGAAAUCUAUAACAACAUUUUGGUUUUUGUUGUUGGUCAGGUUGAUUCCCGAUCAGAAAUGCACAUAUUUCAAUGCCAAAGUAUACCAGCUCAGGAGCUAGUCGAAGAUUUGAAGCUGUUAAGAUCUGGCAAAGGUAUUAGUAGGAAGACUAGACACAUGCCACCUCCACCUCCUUCAAAUCCACCUCCCUUAAACGGCGUAAGCGUUCGUGAACAAGUAUCCGUAUUUAAUGCAGUUGCUCACCAUUCUGACAGUACUGCCAGAGUAGACGAUGAAACAAGUUCAACUUCGAGUGAAAAAUAUGAAAGAGAUGUAAUUGUACUUAACCAUUGCUUUGAUGAUAUUGAGAAAUUUAUUGCUAGAUUACAACAUGCGGCAGCUGCAUCUCGUGAACUUGAACGUCGAAGAAGGAAUAGAAAAUCGAAAAAGAAGGACAUUGGAGAUGGUAUGCUAACAAUGCGAGCUAAGCCUCCUCCAGAAAUUGAAUUUGUUGAUAUUUUUCAAAAGUUCAAGCUGUCAUUCAACCUCUUAGCAAAAUUAAAAGCUCAUAUUCAUGAUCCUAAUGCACCAGAACUCGUUCAUUUCCUGUUUACACCAUUGGCAUUAAUUGUGGACGCCUCGCAUGAUACCCAUUACAAACCGAACAUACCGUCUAGGGUAGUUUCGCCUUUACUCACCCGAGAUGCCAUUAACUUAUUAAUGAAUUGUGUGACCAGUAAAGAAACUGAACUGUGGCACUCCCUUGGGGAUGCUUGGCUUAUACCCCGAGAACAAUGGAAAGGCUAUGUAGCUCCUUACCACCCAAUAUUUAUGGAUGGUUGGUCACCUGAAUAUCCGAUUCCAGUGUCAUCUUCUGAAGCUCUUGUUGGUCCUGUAGAACACAAAAAGUCGAGAGAAGAAAUAAAAAAUAUCCACCCUGAGGGAGAGUUUCGUGAUGGUCCAUACCAUCACAGGGACCGACAACAUGGAGUUGGUGAUGAUAGUAGCGAUUAUUUUGAAUAUGAACAUGAACAACCAACUGGUAUUAUGCAGGGUAUAAGACCACACUACACCUAUAAUUCUGGUCACCCUGAACAGUUUAAUUCAGAAGAUAGAGAUGAUUCACACAGUUUAGAAGGAGAAUCAGAGCCAGAUUUCAACACAUUAUCUUUACAUAGUCCACCUAGAAUGGAAAAAGAGCGAGUCGAUGUAGCAGCUCGUAGUGAUAUAUCUGCUGAUUCUAUUGAACGCAACAUGACAGCUGGUGGACCUAGUAGUGAACGAUUUGAAAGAGCCCAAGCUAGAUGGUUAGAAGAUAUGAGAAAUCGUGGUGUCAAGAUUGUUCAAGUCACUUACCCAAGAACUGCUAACAAUGAUAAAGAACUCUCAGUCAUUCGUGGUGAAUUAUUAGAAAUUCUGGAUGAUAGCAGAAAGUGGUGGAAAGCUCGCAAUAGCCGUUCACAAGUUGCUCAUGUGCCUCAUACCAUAGUUACACCAUUUAACCCAAUGUUAGAUUCUAGUGAUGUAUUUACUAAUCCAGUUUAUACAAAAGGAUAUGACAAAAGAUCAGCUUCACAAUCUCACAAUUAUUCUGUACAGGAGUCAAUGAAAAGUGAGUUUGUUGAUCAGAGCAUAAGUUCAGAACAAUCUAGGAGUGGUAAUUCUGUACCACAAUCAGGUCCAGCACCAGCUGAUUGGGUACGUAAAGAGAGAAUUGGUAAAAAAGGAGAAUUCCGUUAUUUUUGAAAAAAUGUAUAACAAGCUUCAAUAUAAUAGUGAGUUGCCAUCAUACUUAAUUGGCAUCAAGAAAUUGAUAUUGCAUCUAAUGUUUAUCAUAAUUAUUAUUAAAUGUUCAAUAUAUAUAUAUAUAUAUACAUUAAUAAAACUUUUCAUAUUAAUUUGUUACACAUUUUAUUUUUGUUUUGUGAAUAACUGAUUAUACAUGUACUGUUUAAAUAUAUUAUAACAUAUUCUUAUGUUUUGUAACUAUAAUUUGUAUUUUAAAAAUCUCUGUUAAAUUGCAAGUAUUAUUGAUAUGUUUAAUAAAUGGUUUGUAUUAAACUUUAUCUAAAUUUAAAAAUAUUUGUUGAAAAUUUUGAAAUGAAAUACCAAUCAGAUAGGUAUUUCAUAUUAUAACAUAGAUUUUAUAGAAUAUAUGUAUGUUUUACUUAAUAUAAAA
Molecule: messenger RNA, 2984 nt
Organism: Daktulosphaira vitifoliae (grape phylloxera)
Lineage: Eukaryota; Metazoa; Arthropoda; Insecta; Hemiptera; Phylloxeridae
Product: epidermal growth factor receptor kinase substrate 8-like
Exons: 14
Coding region: 395-2551 (718 amino acids)
Biological process (GO): Rho protein signal transduction; regulation of Rho protein signal transduction
Cellular component (GO): plasma membrane
Molecular function (GO): actin binding
Source: RefSeq, a predicted model, not a curated record